Messenger RNA from Nothobranchius furzeri (turquoise killifish), 1239 nucleotides. It is a transcript of the gene fra10ac1, whose product is annotated as FRA10A associated CGG repeat 1. The record is from RefSeq and is a predicted model, not a curated record. NCBI's taxonomy places the organism in Eukaryota, Metazoa, Chordata, Actinopteri, Cyprinodontiformes, Nothobranchiidae.
AAAAACAACAAAGAAUGUCAGAAAUGUCAUCAUGCCGCGUCCAGCGUGAUGCGUCAUCAUUAAUCGACAUGUUUUACGUUUAGUAAACACUUUAUAUCUAAGCACCAAACCGAGAGCGAACAACUUCAUGGAGGAUCUUGUAAAGGUUCAUGGAGGCGGUGGUUACGACUCUGACUUCAGCGAUGAAGAUGAGGGACAGGGAGAGUCCUCUGAUAGAGCUCUUAAAAGAAAACGUGAGGAGGAAAUCCAACAGAAGCCUUUCCAGAGAGAUCUGCACUCCAAGGCAGCUCACCGCAGCUUCCACUAUGAUGAAGUGGACAGAGAAGAAGCUAGAAACAGAAGAGCCCACCUAAUAUCAAUGAAUGCCUUUGAGCGACAUAAGAAGUUUGUUGGUGACUACAUUUUGUAUUACGGAGGACAGAUGGCCGACUUCAGACGCUCUGCAGCGAAAGACAAAACGGAUCUGGACGUGCUGCGUGAAAACCACCGCUUCCUUUGGAGGGACGAGGACGAGGAGGAGAUGACAUGGGAAAAAGAACUUGCCAAGAAGUAUUACGACAAGCUGUUUAAAGAGUACUGCAUAGCUGACCUCAGCAGAUACAAGGAAAACAAGUUUGGAUUUCGUUGGCGGACUGAGAACGAAGUUGUCUCUGGGAAAGGUCAAUUCCACUGUGGGAACAAACGCUGUGAGAAGGAGGAAGGCCUGAAGAGCUGGGAGGUGAAUUUUGCCUACGUGGAACACGGGGAGAAGAGAAAUGCUUUGGUGAAACUCCGACUUUGCCCUGAAUGCUCUUUCAUGCUCAACUACCAUCACAAGAGAAAGGAAGUGAAGGUAAAAACAAAAAGAGGGAUAAUGGAGGAGAACAGGGAGCCAAAGAAGAAGAGGAAGAGGAGGAAGAGAUCAUCGUCUAGUACUAAGAAACACAAACACAAGAAGAGGAGAGCCGAUCGCUCCACCUCUCCCAGCAGCUCCGAGUCACAAAACUCGGACAAAGACAGCGUUGCUGGGAACGAGCCAGACGGCCAAUCAGAAGCUGAUCACUGGCGAGGCCCCGCCCCCGCUGUGGAGGAAAAAUCAAGGGAGGAAGAGUUUGAUGAGUACUUUGAAGACAUGUUUCUUUGAAUCUGCUGGUAUCAUCGACGGCCCUGCUGUGACUACACUUCCCUUUGGAUCCCGCAGACAUUAACUAUGUUCUAUUUGGGUCUUGUGUGCAUGAAAUAAACAUAAUGUUUACCCUG